Coccomyxa subellipsoidea C-169 is the source of this 3591-nucleotide messenger RNA. RefSeq lists its product as hypothetical. Lineage: Eukaryota; Viridiplantae; Chlorophyta; Trebouxiophyceae; Coccomyxaceae. The record is from RefSeq and is a predicted model, not a curated record. Gene Ontology annotation, biological process: proteolysis. Bases 1 to 3591 code for a protein of 1196 amino acids. Gene Ontology annotation, molecular function: serine-type endopeptidase activity. The transcript is spliced from 18 exons.
AUGAUCGACCUACCCCCUGGAAUGUCUGUCUCAGACGUCCUCAAGGCCCUCCAAGACCACCCUGGUGUGGAGCACGCGGAGGUCGACAAGGUGCUCACAGCAUACAGCCAGCCCAAUGACCCUGACCUGCCGCAGCAGUGGGCUAUGUACAAGCUGGGCCUCUUCACCGACACGCUCCCCAUCAACGGCCAAUCCGACGAGGGCGCCUGGAACAGGAGCACGGGCUCGCACAACGUGGUGGUGUGCGUGAUAGACUCGGGCAUAGACUACACGCACCCGGACCUGCAGGGCAACGUGUGGAUCAACUCCGGGGAGAUCCCCAACAACGGCAUCGACGAUGACAGGAACGGCUAUGUGGAUGACUACCAUGGCUUCAACUUCCUGGCCAACUCGGGGGAUCCCAUGGAUAACAACUACCAUGGUACCCACUUAUCUGGAAUGGUGGGCGCGCUGUGCAACAACAACAUCGGCGUCUGCGGCGUCAACCAGGCCGUAAAGGUCAUGGGCUGCAAGUUCCUGGACGGCUCAGGCAAUGGCUACACCUCGGACGCGGUGCGCUGCCUGGACUACGCUCUGGAGAUGGGCGCUGACAUAACCCUCAACUCCUACGGCGGCCUCUAUGCUGACUCCUAUGCGCUGCAGUCCGCCAUCGAGGCCGCCGAUCAGAAGGGCCAGCUCUUUGUCACAGCUGCCGGCAAUGACUACGGGGUGGAUAUAGAUGCUACGCCAACAUAUCCAGCGGCCUACAGGAAUCGGAACAUCAUGUCUGUGAUCGCCACGGACCAGAAUGACGGCCUGGCGAAUUACUCAAAUUUUGGCAAGAAUAACGCUGACCUUGCCGCCCCCGGCAGCAAGAUUCUCAGCACCGUCCUGAACGGCCAGUACGGGAUGCACGAAGGGACGUCACAGUCGGCCGGGUAUGUGGCAGGGGCGGCAGCGCUGCUGCUGGCAGCGCACCGGGCGGCAGGCCACAACGCGUCGGGCGCCGACAUGAAGGACCUGCUCAUGCGCGGCGUUCUGCGCUCAAAUGACCUGCAGGAAAAGUGCGGGGCAGGAGGGAUGCUGGACAUUGGGCGGUCGAUGAUGCUGGUGCCUCCCAGGCUCGAGCAGCCGACGGAUGAGGCGCUUGCCCCGGCUUCCGGCAAGAUUGAAGGGCCAUUGGUGGCAGAGGCGCCCUCUCUGGGCAGCGGGCCCAUCAGAGUGUCCAGGCCAAAGCUGGUGCUGGGCAACUACCCGCCGACGCCCGACGAUGUGGCCAUCAAGUCCCUGGUUGCAGACCCCCCGCCCUCCCCUCCUACCACCGGCCACAGCACACCUCCCUCAGUCGUGCAAUACUUCAGCGGCGGGUUUCCACUGCAGCAUUCCACGUUGGUCUUCUUGCCGCAGCUGGACGGCAGCUUCCGGACGUGCGCUGCGACGGGCGUCAACCAGCUGCCCAGCAACUUCUCGUACGGCCAGGACAUCACCCAGCAGCUGCUCAGCAGCCGCGCCGCCACCAUCGAUCUGAAGGGCUCAGAUGUGCAGCUUGGAGGCAUGACUGUGCGUCACUUAGAGGUUCGGCUGGACGGGACACUGCGCCUGCUGCCUGACGCAAGCAGCAGCCAGGACGUGUCGGCUCAGAGCCAAGACUCAUCCCCCAAUGCAGCUGAAUCUAAUGCUGUGGCUGCUUUCCGGAGCAUCCCUCAGAUUGGUGCCCUGGCGAACGCCGGGCUCUUCCUGAAGGAUGGUGGACAGGUGUCGUGGUACAUGCGCCCCGACCGAUUGGUGGUCUCCUUCAUGUACGUGGGGAGCACGCAGACGUCUCAGAAGUCAACAUUCCAGGUGGAAGUCUUCACACGGAGUGGGCACUAUGAGCCGGCUGGCACGCUGCGCAUGACAUGGCUGGAUGUGGGAGUGCAGCGCGGCGUGGUGGGCAUCUCUUUGGGAUCCACAGCAGCUCCUACUGCCAUAGAAUUCCAAAACCAGGCUACCUGCCAGGUGCCUGCCAAGCUGUGGGUGGACCAAGCAGCGACCCAGCCGGUCACGCUGCCGGCCGCGCCGGCCGGCCAGGCCGCAGCCACAGCGCAGCGCAACGUCUACCUCGCCAACAAGGGUAACACCUCACUCGUGGUCUCCCUGCGCGCAGCGCCGCGCUCUGACAGCGUGCUGCAGCCCCAGCUCUGGCUGGAUCCUUCCUCCGGGUAUGCCGGUGAUUUCAGCGGCGAGUCAGUGGCGGCCGGGUACGCUUUCUCCCAUGGGAGCGGCGAGAGCGGUGGCGGCGCGGUGACUGUAAAGGGAGGCGAGGGGAAGCCGGCGCGGUACUCGGAGGAGGUGCAGGUUCCGAUGCGCAUCCGCGCGCGGCUGCAGCGGGACCGGCCGUGCAGCAACCACUUCCUGGUGCUGUCUGCUGCUGCGACGCCUCCCACUGAGCCAGGGGAGAAUGGUGCGCUGUGGGUGGGCAUGGAUUGCGGGCAGAGGAGUGUGCGCAUCUCAGGGACCCCAGACCUGGGCAGGGGGAACUCCUGCGUGGACUUUGGCAGCGUUGGCAUGACGGUGGAGGUCGGGCCUUCAACCAUAAUGGUCAGCACGGACGGCUGCUCACCGCUGGCAGGGCGACACAGCCUGGGGCCGGGGCCCUUCCACCUGUACCUGGGCGCCAAUUGCUCCUCCGUCGCCUGCCCAGGAGGGGUGACGUGGGAGCGGCUGGAGGUGGAGUGGGGGUCGGGGGUGCGCAUUGCAGCGCCGGAGGGGCUCGCGGCGGCGUCUGACGCCCCCAGCAAGAUCCUGGUCAUGCAGGCGCCCGGCGGCGGCAGCCUCGGCUCGCUGCAGGACCUGCUCUCCCUGCCGCCCUACCCAGCAACUCCAGCCACCAGUCCCGUGCUCACACCGCCGCCGCCGAUAGUGCUGCCGGUGACGCCGCAGCGCGGCACAGGCGGCGGAGCGCAGGUGAGCGCGGCUUCCGUGGGGCAGCAGGGGCGGCGGCAGCUGCUGGAGGGCGCAGCAGCCGACCCGGCCAGUUCGGGCGGCCUCAUACAGUCAGUCCUGAAAGCCUUCCACACCACAAAGGCCAAGGCCCUGACCGCUGUACAGUCGCGGAAGGCCGCGGCAGGAGCCGGGACAGCACAGAGCCAGCCUCCUGCAGGAAAUCAGGUCUCAGAUUUGGGGCUAGGGAGCGGUACAGCCAUGUCUAGCGUGGGGGAGGGGGCAGCGGCUCCAGCGCCGGCUGCUGGGUCGCCGCAGCAGGCAGGGGAAGGGGGUGGGGUGGAAGGCAAGCGGACCCAGCUGCGCAUGGGGCUGAACCUGCCUGGGGAGGAUGACCUGGCUGCAGUGGCGUUCCUGGACGUGGGCCCCUCAGAGCAGGCAGUGUCUCCGCAGGGCGCGCCGACAGGGGAAGGCAGUCAGGCGAUAGGCGGGACGGCUGAGCCGGCAGUGAGUUGGGUGACCAUGGGCAAGCCCAUUGUGGUCGUCUCCAGCUAUGGCAGCCAGACAGCGCAACUCACCUUCAACAGUGAUGGGUUGUCAAUUGGGUCCUACCAGGCAGAGCUGCUCAUCCAGUCCAAUGACCCAGAUCAGCCGCUCCUGCGAUUGCCGCUGGACCUGAAAGUGGUGUAG